Messenger RNA from Mandrillus leucophaeus (drill), 516 nucleotides. It is a transcript of the gene SSMEM1, whose product is annotated as serine-rich single-pass membrane protein 1. The transcript has a single exon. Lineage: Eukaryota; Metazoa; Chordata; Mammalia; Primates; Cercopithecidae. Bases 1 to 516 code for a protein of 171 amino acids. The record is from RefSeq and is a predicted model, not a curated record.
AUGUUUCAUUGGUUGUUAGCAAGCAAAGAGACUUCCUACAAGUGGCAAAGCAAAGACGGUGCCUGGGAUCCCUCACAGACAAUGAAGAAACCAAAGCAGAACCAACUUACUCCUGUAACCAACUCAGAAGUGGCUUUGGUCAAUGCCUAUCUUGAGCAAAGACGAGCCAGGCGCCAGUCUCAGUUCAAUGAGGUGAACCAGAACCAACGUGACAGUGAUACUACGGAGUGUGGCAGUGAAGAAUCUAACUCAGAAGCCUCCUCAUGGAAGGAGAGUGAAAGUGAACACCACCCAUCACCAGACAGUAUUAAGAGGAGAAAAAUGGCUCAGAGGCAAAGGAAUCUGGGAAGUUACCAAAUGAGUGAAAGGCACUGCCUGCGCUGCAAAGCCAUGAGAACCAAUGAAUGGUUGGUGCACCAUUCCCAACAAAAGGCUUCAGUAACACCGCCAAUGAAAGGAGACAGUCCAGAGGAAAGUUCCAUAUCUGACAUUACCACGAAAUUUAGUAAAUUUUGA